CGAUUCUAUAAAAUCGGUGAGCAGCUCAGUGUAACAUAGGGAGGUUAAAGAAAAUGAUUAAUGCGCUAAGAUUAAAAAGAACACAGCAGCCCAUAUCAGUUUUCUCGUACUCGCAGCUGCCAAAUCAUAUAAUUACCCGAAAGCCGUCGAGUUUAAGGUUUGUGCAAUCGGUAUCCAGGCCCGGAUCUGAGCCCAACAAAACCGAUUCUUCCAACGAAAUGGAUCAGGAAAAAGGCCCAGCGAAAGAAAUGGAUCAGAAGAAAAGCCCAGAAACGUCCAACACCAGUGAUACAAUGUCCUCAAUGGGCGAAGCAUAUGCGACGAGGUCAGAUGAAGAAGGGUUUGGUGGAAUCUAUGGGGGGAACCAAUACCUUGACAAGGACGAUGAUGAGAAAAACGUCCAUGGCAAAGACACUGAAUUUGAUGAGAGUCAAGGGAGUGAAGUGAAGGAAAAGGAAAAAGCUCGAAACCAGUCCAAAAUAGCAUCCUGAAGAAAAAGGGGGUUCCUACUUACUGCAAUCCAACGGCUUCAUCUUUUACUUACUUUCAGUAUAAUUCCUGUUUUUCUAAUGUUUGCCCCUUUUAUGUGGACUUGCAACUUUGUGAUAUAUUAUUGUAACUAUGGAAAAACUCGUCCAAACUCUUCGAGGACAAGUAGUUGAAAUAAAGUGUUGCACAUAUGCUGGAGCUCCCCCAAACUUUUAAUUCUUAUUACUAUAUAUAUUAAUUUAUAUAUAUCCCUUUAGUUGCUAUUAAUUAUUAUAUUAAUUAGUCGAUUGAUUAUUUUAGACUACAUUAUAUUUGAGAAUUUAAGAUAUAAUUAAAUUGAAUGCGAGGAUUGUGCAAACUUGAAAACAGGUUAUUUGGGGAGCGGGAGAUUGUAAGGACAAUAUAUUAAUACCGAGAGAUGAUCGUUGUAAAACACAAUUUUAAUAUUAACAAAAGUGAAGGAACAUAUGUUUUUG
Striga asiatica is the source of this 965-nucleotide messenger RNA. The record is from the annotation of a GenBank genome assembly. NCBI's taxonomy places the organism in Eukaryota, Viridiplantae, Streptophyta, Magnoliopsida, Lamiales, Orobanchaceae.